Messenger RNA from Myripristis murdjan (pinecone soldierfish), 2996 nucleotides. RefSeq names its product RAS related 2 (gene rras2). NCBI's taxonomy places the organism in Eukaryota, Metazoa, Chordata, Actinopteri, Holocentriformes, Holocentridae. The transcript is spliced from 6 exons. Gene Ontology annotation, molecular function: GTPase activity; GTP binding. The record is from RefSeq and is a predicted model, not a curated record. Gene Ontology annotation, biological process: signal transduction. Gene Ontology annotation, cellular component: membrane. Bases 303 to 911 code for a protein of 202 amino acids.
AUUACUCCCACUAUCGGAUUCACAUCUUAAACAUCGCAGUGUUACGACAAGACACGGCUGAAACCGGGCCAGGCGUAUGGACAGGCGGCCGUAGCUUCGGGACCCCUCAUAUCCGUGCUCAAAACGGAUUACCACCGAGUAUUUUUUUUUAUUUUACACGUAAUUUCGCACCUAUCCGGGCUCUUUCUACGCGCUAUUCCCUCCACUGCAGGGCCUCUUCAGUUUGCUGAAAAAAGUGGGUGUUUGCUCACUGGUGUUUAGGCAGCAGCGGCGGCGGCAGCGAGCACAGCGAAGUGUCCUCGAUGGCUGGCUGGAAGGACGGCUCGGUGCAGGAGAAGUAUCGCCUGGUUGUGGUUGGAGGCGGAGGUGUCGGGAAAUCAGCCCUGACGAUCCAGUUCAUCCAGUCGUACUUUGUCACCGACUAUGACCCCACAAUUGAAGACUCCUAUACCAAGCAGUGUGUGAUUGACGAGAGGGCGGCCAGGCUUGACAUCUUGGACACGGCUGGACAGGAAGAGUUUGGAGCCAUGAGAGAACAAUACAUGAGGACAGGGGAGGGCUUCCUGCUCGUCUUCUCUGUCACUGACAGAGGAAGCUUUGAAGAAAUCUACAAAUUCCAAAGACAGAUUCUCCGGGUCAAAGACCGAGAUGAAUUCCCCAUGAUCCUUGUAGGAAACAAAGCAGAUCUUGAGCUACAAAGACAAGUAACUCAGGAGGAGGGCCAGCAGCUGGCCAGACAGUUGAAGGUCACAUAUAUGGAGGCUUCAGCCAAAAUCCGCAUGAACGUAGACCAGGCUUUCCACGAGCUGGUUAGAGUAAUCAGAAAAUUCCAGGAACAGGAAUGCCCACCGUCACCAGAACCGACGAGGAAAGAGAAAGACAAGAGCGGCUGCCAUUGUGUGAUCGUCUGAGUAGGCCUUAUCACUGUAACUCAUGCAGCUAUUCUCGACCACCCCACCCACUCUGCCUGACAUCACAUCCUCUGUGGAUGACUGACCGCUGCCUUCUCCACGUGCAUGACUUCAGACAGCUUUUUUUCUGAGAACUGCUGUCCCCAGGACUUCACUAUAGACAACUGACAAUGCCAAAUUUUAACACCACUCUACCUUCAACAGUAAUCUGAUUUCACACGAGAGAGUCCCAACACUAAACAUUGCCUUCUAAAUCAGCUUGGAAAAAAAAAAAUAAUGUUUUAUAUUCUGAAGGACUUCUCUUGCCUUGUAGUGACAUUUGUACUUCUUGCCGAGAUUGAAUGAGAAAUAUAUAUCCAGAAUGUUAAUGAGUUUCUUUUGUUUCCAGUGUCUGACCAGAGCACAGAGAUUAUCUUAUGAAGCUUUGUGUAUGUUGUGCCAUAUCCAUUUUUACUCCCAUGUGCUAAUCUGCUACUGUACAUAUGUGACAUUUGUUGUGAUUUUCAAAGUGUAUUUCUAAUGACCUAUUAAAUCACCACAGUACAGUGUGUGAGGUUGAGUUUGGUUUUACAUAUAUGAAAAUAAAUAUAAAAGUAUGUAUAUGUAUAUGUACAUAUAUAUAUAUAUAUAUAUAUAGAUAUAUAUAAUGCCUAGAUAGCCCUUAAAGUUACAAUGAUAGAUCUUUCUGGCAUUCUGCAGUGGAUUCAUUACUUUGUAGAUUCUGCUUUCAUCUCAAUUGCCAAAUAUGGAGUGUUUGCUAUAUUUGCUUUUUUAAAGUCUUAUAGAUUAUAGGGUUCACAUCCUAUGCCAUCUCCUCUUAAUGUGCUGAAACUAGCAAAUUUGUCUGAACCUAUCCUUGUCAGUUUCUUUCCUGUCGGAGGCGGUGGUUCAGUCAACAUUGAACACCAUUAUGUUCCAUUUCCAACCUCUAGGAAGCAGUGAAGACGAAAUGAUUUGUAGCAUAUUGCGUAGCUUUCAGAACUAACAUUAUAUCAGAUUGGAAUUGAACACUGUAUGCUCUGUUUUCAGCUUUUGCCAGGUAGUGUCAAUUAAACCAUGUGCGGCAUGUCACGAAGUUUCAAAGCUCAGUUCAGAUCAUUCCUAUGUAAGGCAUCAGCUCUUUUGGACAUUAGGUCUACGAGACGGAUCGGGUAACAUACACUUGGAUUCUGUUUAGCUGUUUUAUCAUUCCAAUGACAUGGUAGCGAUAAUGUUUUUUUUUUUUUUUUUUAUGUCCUUGAAUUAUUCGGUUACGUAACUUUUGCCCAAGGAUCUGUCAUUUGGUUGGGAAUCAUGACCAGCAGACACAGUGAGAUGUUCACCUUAAUACAACACGUCUCCCCUGGGACAUGAACUCAUCGGACCUGCCACCUGUGGAGUUACCAUCACCACAGACAUAAUACUGUUUUGCCUUCCCUUUCCACAUCUGUAUUUCUUUUUGGGCAUACAAAUGAAGUAUUGCAGGUUCCUUUUCCUUUUCCUUUUUUUUUUUUUAUCAUCAUCUUGUAAUAUAAAACAAAAAGAAAAUCAGAUGAUGGAAGUAAUGGACUUGAUUAAAUGUUUUUACUCUACUUUUAUACAUUAUUUUCUUAUCAAACUAGUUGACAAGUAUUUUUAUAUGUUUAUAAGUGAAUACGCUUUCACAGCACAGCUGUGUAUAUAUGUAAAGAGGAAUAUUUAAUUCACUCGAUUGUUUUUAACCGAAAAUGACUGUUGGCCCAAAUUUACAAAAUUGGAGUCUUUACCCAGAUGUGAUAAAGAAUGUUUUUCUUGUAGUGGCUUAGCUAAGGAAGCGUUGAUCUUGAGAUGUUCACCGUCAGCUCAGAGUGUAAAAUGUCGGAUCAGAUAGGAAAAAGUUUUAGAGAUGAUUCGGGUCUUUACAAAUGAGCUUUAAAUCACACAAACCAAUUAUUCUUAUCACAGAGAUUUGACAGAACCGCCUCCCAUCUUUUUGCAAAUUCUAGUGUACAUCUAAAUCAUACUGUUUUGUUUUUUUGUUUUUUUUUUUUUUUUUUUUUUCAUGUCCAUGUCCCUUGCCCCAUGUCUAGCUUCUGGUGCUAUAAUAAAAUCUGUCAUUGAGCCAAA